AGAAGUCCUUUCCCACUAUAAAACCCCACACCCCGAUGUAAUAAUAAUGUUCAUAAUACCAAGAAAGAAUUUUCAAGACUCUUUCUUGCAGAUAGGGAGUUUAAAGGCUGAGGACUUUUCAAGAGUUCUGAUUUUUGUUGAUUGAAAGACCUCUGAUUUCUCUCUUUUUUCUGAGACUUAAACAGACAGUGAGGCGUCAUGGAAAACUUGUUGGGACUGCUGAGGAUUAAUGUCCUGAGAGGCAUAAAUCUUGCCAAGAGAGAUGCCACAAGCAGUGAUCCUUACGUGAUUGUUCGGAUGGGCAAGCAGAAACUAAAGACUCGUGUGGUGAAAAAGAACGUUAAUCCCGAGUGGAAUGAAGAACUCACGCUAUCUAUUGCUGAUCCAAAUCUUCCGGUCAAGCUGCAAGUUUAUGACAAAGAUACGUUCUCCUUGGACGACAAAAUGGGGGAUGCGGAAUUCGACAUUAAGUCGUUUUUAGAAGCUUUGAAGAUGCACCUGGAGGAUGUGCCUAGCGGAACCAUAAUCACAAAGGUGAAACCAACCAGGGAAAACUGUUUAUCUGAAGAAAGCACUAUUGUCUGGGAAAAUGGCAAAGUAAUCCAACGUAUGUUUCUUCGACUUAGAAAUGUCGAAUGCGGUGAAAUAGAGCUGCAGUUGCAGUGGAUCGAUGUCCCUGGCUCCAGAGGCCUCUAAGUAUUGUUAUCUUUGCUAAUUGUUCCCCAGUUAAAUGCAUUUUACCCCCUUAAGAUUCUAAGAAUGUCAAAAAAAACCCUGAGCAUGCUCUAUUUUUAUGCUCGUGAGGGGUUUUUUUUAUAUAUUUUUGGAAUUACUGGGGAAUGAAUUGCAUUUAACCCGAUUGUUCUGGCGCGUAAUGAACAAUGAUGUUUAUAUAAUGUUGUGAAAGAAGUCGAAGCUUGUUCAAGGUUUCUCUGUAAAAGUACUUGUAAAUGAGCAUGUAGAGCUUUGUCCUGAAUUUCUCUGACAUGUUUGAUGUCAGAUUUGAGUGUUCAGUGUCUUUGCUUUCAUGGUUUUCGACUUCUCUUCAUGGUUCUUGUGGUAGAUAUUAACAGAUUUAUGAAGUGUGUGCCGGUUUUGAACUCAA
This is a messenger RNA of Sesamum indicum (sesame), 1105 nucleotides long. RefSeq names its product protein C2-DOMAIN ABA-RELATED 4. The record is from RefSeq and is a predicted model, not a curated record. NCBI's taxonomy places the organism in Eukaryota, Viridiplantae, Streptophyta, Magnoliopsida, Lamiales, Pedaliaceae.